GAAAAAAUCGUCUUCAGAAAAUUUAAAACUUUCGUUUUUUUUCUAUUUCCGGGAAACCUGAUUCCGUGUUUGAUAUUUUCCCAGACUUUGCACAAGAACUGGUCCAUAAAUUGACAGGUUAUGACUUCCUCCGUGCCACAACAUAUUCACUUUGCUCUCGUAUGACAUAUUUGCGGCGCUAGAAGUGAGACCACACCAAUGCGUCUUUUGCUGGGGUCCAACGAUGACCAAAUCUCUAUUCAUAUGAGCCAGCAACAUAUGAAGGUCAGCGUGUUGCAUAGUGUUCCGCAUGUACCAAAACGAAUCGACUUUUUGAAGCGAAAGGGUACUGUGACAAGGUUGUGACCAAAGUUUUAUCUAAAACAACCUAAGCUGGAGUUAAUUUUGUCAGGAUACAGUUAACACAGGUCUUGACCACCUGUACUGGUUUUUUAGAUUUGUUCUCCUUUGCCAAUGGCACACCAUCGCCCCUUGGGUGAUCCACUUUCUGGAAUAAACCAAUAUCCAUUUCCUCCGAGGAAAGGUCAACAGGAUCUCUCCCCAGGUGGUAGGAAAAACAUGCCAGCUAUUGGCUCACUGAGGAAAAAGUUGCCUGUUUUUAAUGAUGAUGGGGAAGAUGAUUAUGGAUCAAGUGGAAUGUACUUUAAUCCUUCAAUGUUUCCUCCACACAGACCAGAGAAAGAGCCUCAUCUUGGGGGUCUUUAUGGAACACCUUCUGGUAUGCAAUCACCUGGACCUCACCAAUCUAAUUUUUAUGGCUCAGGGCUCCCAAGCUCAGGACUUCCUCCAAAUGUCAACUCCAUGCAGGUUCCACCAAGUGCUCCAAGAGGAAUGUCGUCUGCUCAGUUUGGCAGAAGCUUGUCACAUCCUAAUCCUACCCACUCCACAACGUCGCUCAGUGGAAGUGUAACCACUCCCGGUGUACCCAGCAUUCCAUCCAGUCUUCACAACAUGGUGGGAUCACAGGGAGGAAAUAUGUCAUCACAAUCAGCAAGUAGAGGGAUCUUGUCUAUGGGUCCCAGAGGAGUGAUGGGGCAAAUGCCACCUGGUCCUGGUCACUUAGGAAACCAGGGUGGUCUCAAUAAUUUGCCAAAGACAAGUAGAACAAUCUCCAUACCAUCAUCGUUAUCAAGCUCCUCAAGAAGUUCACCAGUACUAGCAAUUGGAAUGAAUGCACCACAGGCACCCCAACAAACACAUCAACAGAGAGGCUUCAACCUUGGAGGGUAUGUGGCGAUGCAAAAAAAAUGUACAAUGGCUCUUGAAAACAACUUUUUAAAAGGGUCUUUUUACCAUCCUCCUGUCUUCAUAAGAUGAAGCCUGAUCAGAAUU
Molecule: messenger RNA, 1332 nt
Organism: Stylophora pistillata
Lineage: Eukaryota; Metazoa; Cnidaria; Anthozoa; Scleractinia; Pocilloporidae
Product: CCR4-NOT transcription complex subunit 2-like
Biological process (GO): regulation of DNA-templated transcription
Cellular component (GO): CCR4-NOT core complex
Source: RefSeq, a predicted model, not a curated record